Molecule: messenger RNA, 1203 nt
Organism: Parastagonospora nodorum SN15
Lineage: Eukaryota; Fungi; Ascomycota; Dothideomycetes; Pleosporales; Phaeosphaeriaceae
Exons: 2
Coding region: 1-1203 (400 amino acids)
Cellular component (GO): cytosol; COP9 signalosome
Source: RefSeq, a predicted model, not a curated record
AUGGCCUCCCCGGAAGUCGCGUCGGCACUGCAGGCAAUCGAGGCAGCUUCCGCCGCAGACAAGCCGUCUCAAUACUCGGCACUCCUCCAGCAGAUCUCCGCAAGUUCCACAAACCUCACUGCCGACCUCAACGCAUACGCACAAACCCUCCUCGAUGAUUCGCUCGGCAUAGUCGUCCUCCGCCCGCUUCUCGCCGCCUUCGUCGAGGCUUUCCGAAAUGUGAAGGACCCCGAUGUCAAGAUCGAUGUUGGAGAGAAGGUCAUAGGUCUGCUACAAUCCAAGGGCGCCGGCCAGUAUGAGGAACAGGACACACAGAUGAAGCUAGCAAUGGCGGAUGCGUUUGAAUCAGAUCAGGUCCAGGACUACAGGAAGUCUGCGCAAACAUUGGCGACAAUCAACCUGGAGUCGACACAGAAGUCGGUAACGCCAGACGACAAGGCCAAGGUGUGGAUUCGCAUUAUCAAGAACAUCAUCUUCAGCGUCCAGGACAAGGAGACUCGGUUACACUUUCACUUCAACCAAGCUCGCAUCUACGACUCACAACGCUCGUUCCUCGACGCCGCUCAAGCUUACUACACCAUUAGUUCAGAACCUCUGCUCGACCAGGAGGAGCGUGAACAGGCACUCGCAGCUGCGCUGAUAUGCGCUGUCCUGGCGCCAGCUGGUCCGCUGCGAGGAAGGAUGUUGGCCAAGCUGUACAAGGACGACCGUGCCCCAGGUCUGGAAUACUACUCGAUUCUCGAGAAGAUGUUCUUGGACCGUUUAUUGUCACCCGCCGAGAUCAAAGCAUUCGCCGCCACGCUGAAGCCACACCACCUUGCGAGAACGGCAGACGGCUCUACCGUGCUGGAUAAGGCUGUACUGGAGCACAACUUGCUGGGUGCCUCCAAGCUCUACAACAACAUCGGCUUCGACCAACUGGGCGAGCUACUGGGUGUCGACUCUGAAAAGGCAGAAGACUAUGCCGCGAAGAUGUUGGAGCAGGGUCGUCUGUCUGGCUACAUCGAUCAAAUUGACCGUUUGAUCUUCUUCGAGGGUGAAGCGAGUGGCGAGCGUAAGACAGGACAUGCAGAGCGACAGGUUGGCAAGGAGCUGCGGAAGUGGGAUGCCAAUGUCGCGGGACUGGCAGAAGAGGUGGAGAAGGUCACCACGAUGAUUCAGCUCGCGUAUCCGGAGUUCUACGCAGCUCAGGUGGUGCACUGA